GGGACAAGCAAUUCAAUUCAAACCUCUAUCUUCGAUCUCUUUGAGUUUGAGCCAAUUAAUUUCUAGGAAAUGGAGAUGUUAAUAUUUAUAUAAUUCCAAGGAAUCCUGUUGAGUUCUGUUACCAGUCCAUCUCACAUUCUUCCGUUGGUUCUCAUAAGAAAGAAAUGUAUAGUUCUCAAGCCAAUACAAAAUAUGCACCGGGAGGGUAUCCAACAGCUCCGAUGAACGUACACCAUUCCCAGUCUUAUCCCACUCCAUCCAUCUCCACCUAUCCCGGAGCCACUUCCCGGUGGUCCACCGGCCUUUGCCACUGUUGUGAUGAUCCUGGAAACUGCUUGAUCACUUCUUUCUGUCCAUGUGUUACCUUUGGACAGAUUGCUGAGAUUAUUAAUAAGGGUUCAAUACCUUGUGCAACAAGUGGGGCAGUUUACGCCUUGCUUGCUCUUACAGGCCUACCAUGCUUGUAUUCCUGUUUCUACAGAUCAAGAAUGAGAGCACAAUAUGACCUGGAGGAAGCACCCUUUGCCGAUUGCCUGGUUCACUUCUGCUGUGAGCCUUGUGCACUUUGUCAAGAGUAUAGAGAGCUCAGGAACCGUGGCUUUGAUAUGGGGAUCGGUUGGCAAGCAAACAUGGAAAGACUAGGCCGAGGUAUUACAGUGGCUCCUGUUGUCGGAACCAUGACAAGAUGAUUAGUAAUUACCCAAGUGGACUUUCUGUUUGAUGUGACAGCUUUCUUCAAUAUUCUGAUUUGUUGAACUGCAUGAUUUUCUUUUAUGUUGUACCCUUAGGAAUGCAGAAUUUAC
This is a messenger RNA of Rubroshorea leprosula, 803 nucleotides long. Lineage: Eukaryota; Viridiplantae; Streptophyta; Magnoliopsida; Malvales; Dipterocarpaceae. The record is from the annotation of a GenBank genome assembly.